AAGGCUCAAGUUUUCUGUCUCUUUCUAUUCGUUUUUGUCUCUUUCUGUCUCUGUGUCGCAUGAUAAUAUAUAAGUACCACUGAAGUGAAAAAAAAAAAAGAAAUAUACAUUCGCUAAGGCUAAAAUUUGUAGGUCAGGUAGUUAGAAACUCAACAAACUUUCUCUUGACAAUUUACUAUUAUGGUUUAAGAUUAAGUAGUCUUCUUCCAAUACACAAUGACACUCCUCACUAUUUUGGUACGGCCACUCAUCCAUUUUUCAGAUCUAUCUCAAGAAUUUUACCUGGUAAUGAACAUUUAAUACACAACAAAACCAAAGAAUCAUACACAACACUUAAAAAGCUGUUACAAGAAAGCCUAGUGAAUAGGAUUAAGUGGGGGAGAGUUCUUGGGGUGACAGAACUAAAGGGCACACUCAUAAACCUACACAUCAAACAUAUCCCACCAAUAGCUAGAGAGAUAACUUAUAGACUUAUCUUUGGGAUGACCCCUAUGGUUAAAAGACGGGCAAAUGUCCGUGAAUGUAAAUGAUGUCAUCUAGAAAAUGCUGAUAACGAGAAACAUAUGUAUUUGGAAUGUCCAUUAUUCCGUCAAGUUAAAAGUAUUGUAAGGGACUUAUUAGAAGCUAACUGUGCCAACUAUGGGCAGUGUGUAACUAAAUCAUAGGACUUCUGGCACAAAGGCAACCAUACAGAUGUAAACUAAAUGAGAAAUUCUUCACGCUUCAGUAACCAAAGAUGAUAUCAUUUCUAUAAUGCCGAGUUGAGCUUGGCGACGUGUUUCUGGUAUCUCCACCCCCCCCCCUUUUCCCAUGUUUUCCCCUUUCCCAUACACAGACAAGUUUAAUAGUUUUUUUCUGUGGAGUGUUCAAACAAAAAAACAAACUAUGUUUCCAGGUAAGGAAGUAAAUCUGUUUCCUGGGACUGGCAGAAGAAUGGAGCUGAAAAUGGGCACACUUUUGUACAUCGUGCUAUGCGUUCUUAAGUUCAAAGUUUCAGAAACACAUACAAAAUGUUUCACGCAAGAAACGGGGAAAAAAAUGUAUGGGAAUUCAUGCAGUGAUAAUACCCAAUGUUUGACCGAGUACUGUGGCUAUACAACCUGCUCAUGUCCUUUUGGUUCUGUUUUGGACUCAAAAACUGGUUUUUGUGUUAGAAGUACCGGAGAUAACAUGAUAAUGGCUAGCAAUGGCGACUGUGGCUACAUUGUCAGCACAAGAGAGGUCAACUUGUACACUGUAGUAGUCCAGUGGGACAUCAUUGGAGACACGGACACAUACGUCACAUUGGUGAUACUUGAAGUGAACAUGAAUACAUUCUACUGUAGUUACAAUUAUGUAGAAGUAUUAGAAGACUCUACGAUGCUAAGAGGUCCACUAUGUAGCUCUAAUGACUAUACCGCCAAAUAUCAAGCUUCUAAAUCAAGCAGACUUACUGUCAGGUACAGAGGGACUUAUGGAGGCGAUCAAGGCUUUAGAGCUGUCUACUUCAUAAGAAACAACUCUGCUGUGUUAACUGAACCGACUGGCUAUAUAGCAAGCCCCGGGUAUCCAUUGAACUACAAAGCAAAUAGCAAGUACUCAUGGCUUAUUACAGCUAGACCAGGUCAAGUUAUUACAUUGAGCACAACCGGAAGUACACAAUAUCUAUAUGAUUACGUAUAUAUAUACGAUGGACAAUACGAAUUUAAUAGACUAAAGAGUCACACCGGGCAAUGGUCCAUGCAGUCUGUGACAUCUACAAGUAACUACAUGCUGGUGGUGCUCAGUACCACCUACAGCUGGUCUUCUAGUUCAAGUAAUUACAGCUUCAGUGGUUCCUAUCAGGUGUAUGGUGUUCUGUAUGGAGAGUCGUGUAACAUUACUGAUACAUGUAUACAAGGACUGAUCUGCCUUGGCGGAGUGUGUGGCUGCUUAGCAAGUCAAUAUUAUGAUCAAACAACUUGCAAAAGUAGACUGUCAGCUGGUGCUCUUUGUUAUGGUCAAGACGUCUGCGCCCAGAGCUUAGUUUGUUCUGGAUCCUAUUGUAGAUGUCAGGACUCCCAGUAUUAUGAUAAAUCUUCAAUGACUUGCAAACAGACAUUAAAUGUGGGAGAACUGUGUGACCCGACCAUAGAAGACAUGUGUGCAUCACGUGACUUUGUGUGCAGACGUCAGACACUGAACACUACCAUGUACACGUGUCAACAGGCGUGCACUUCAGAGAGUAUUGACAAGAAAACAUUUAUGGCCUUGGUUGUUGUCGCUGCAGUCGGUUGGGCUGUUGCCAUAGUAGCUGUCGUCUCGGUGAUCAUCUUAUGCUUGAGAAAUCAAAAGAGAUCUGCACCGUAUAGAGGAGGUAUUGUAAUCAGAGAAGCCACAGAAGCAAGAAGUAAUGAUUACAGAACUUGCCCUCCAAGACCAGCUCAAGAUUCAUUACAAAAUGGUAAUAAAGAAGAACAAAAUGCAACAACUUCUGGUCAGACUACAUUGACUAUCCAAACAACGAACACGGCGCAGCCUGCUGUUCCUGCAGCUGACGCUUUAGAAAACAAACCUGUGGUACCUGCUAGGCCGCCAGUGCCACCGAAGAAUGCACUCGGUGUCAAGCAGCCCGAAGCUUCAUCUACACCUACUUUUAUAAAUACAAGUUUUGAGCCAGACUCAAAAGAUGAGGAUGGAAUUAUAUAUGAAACAAAUUAACUGUAGGGAAUUGUUCGCUCAUGUCAGGAAUGACUUGGACCUACUGUUGUUGAGAAGUGUUGUCACUUCUGUUGAGAAGGCUGUGAGUCUACAGACUUGACAUUAUGUUUUUUGUAGUCGCGAGUUCUAAAUAUAAACACUUUCAACAGAAAUAAUAGAAUAAUGUCUCGUUCAAAUAAUAGAUAAUUUUAUCAGAACAAGAACAGUAUAAUCCACUGUUGUCAGAUCUUAAAAAAAAAAAAUGUUCUUCUUAGCACUGCUGCAAUAUGUCUCCCUGUUCGGUGUCUGUCUCUAUUUCCGUUCCAAGUUUUUCAUGUACUUUCGCGUCACUAAGGAAAUCCCCGAUUGACCCCAACUUCUACGGAUGUAACCAUCUGGUCGUUUCAAUAAACACGUUCAUAUAUGUUUUCAUUUGUUA
Molecule: messenger RNA, 3097 nt
Organism: Biomphalaria glabrata
Lineage: Eukaryota; Metazoa; Mollusca; Gastropoda; Planorbidae
Exons: 12
Coding region: 811-2679 (622 amino acids)
Source: RefSeq, a predicted model, not a curated record